This is a messenger RNA of Haliotis rufescens (red abalone), 8764 nucleotides long. RefSeq lists its product as uncharacterized. NCBI's taxonomy places the organism in Eukaryota, Metazoa, Mollusca, Gastropoda, Lepetellida, Haliotidae. The record is from RefSeq and is a predicted model, not a curated record. Gene Ontology annotation, molecular function: single-stranded RNA binding; zinc ion binding; double-stranded RNA binding. Bases 292 to 6354 code for a protein of 2020 amino acids. Gene Ontology annotation, cellular component: precatalytic spliceosome. The transcript is spliced from 20 exons.
GUUAUUUGGACAGAAGGCGACCGCAGAAGGCAGACGCGAGUUUUGAGAUUUUUGAUAAUUAAUGAAAUGCACCAUCUGAUUCAUUCGUCUUUGCAUGUCACUAUGCGUUGAAGCACCGCUGCCUUGUUAACGCAUAAUUGGUUUACCAAGGUGGACGAUGUAUGAACAAGAGGUUCAAUAUCUGAUUCGCGUUUACUUUAAUAAUAAUAGUCUAUGGAAUAGGGAAUUUGUAGUGCCUUUUGGGUCCUGCCAAACAUCCAAACAACAAUAAUAAUAAUCGAGUUUGUGAACAUGAGCGGCUUUGAAAAACAAGCCAUUGCCAUGGCGCGAAACAGACUUGAGAGCCUGAAAAGAAGAGGACUUUUGGACGAUGAACCUCCUUACCCGCGUCCAUCCCGACCACCUCGCCGUGGGUAUGGUGUACCAGCGCGACGCGGUUCUGGUGUACCAUCACACGGCUAUCAUGAUCCAUAUAAUCGAGUAAGAGAGCUUGAGCCGUAUGCUAGAGAAUAUGAUUACGAAUAUGAACCACCUCCGAAAAGAGCUUUACUUCAUCGUGAUCAUCCUCAUUUGGAACCAGAGUGGAGUGAAUAUGCUCCUGUUCAAGUGGGAUAUGGCCGGGGUGGACGAGGGGUUGGUUACUUUGGUCGGGGUGCUGAACGAAGUCGAGUAGCCACUGGACGAGGAGGUGAUCGUGGACGUGGAGGUGAUCGUGGACGAGGAGGUGAUCGUGGACGUGGGUUCACUUUGCAUGGUCGAGGGGGACCAGAUCGUGGCAGAGGAUCUGCAGGGAGAGGAAGUGCAUUGGUUCAUGAAAGCCAUCGUGGUCAUGGAUAUACGAGUCGGGGAAAGGUAGAUAUAAAUAGAGGCCGAGGACAAAACAAUACAAGAGGCAUUCCAAGGGGAGGUAACUCAAGUGCAAAACCUACACCAGACACCAACAAAAAUAAGAGUGACUCUGUUGAUAAGAAAAGUUCUGUGUCCACUUCUGUAAAUAGAGAGUCAACUAACAACAAAGAUUUAACUGUCAAAGAUGAACCAGGGCAAACAAAUGUCAAACAAGCUCCUGGUGCCAAAGACACGUCAUCAACAGCAUCUAUAAAGGAAUCCCCAAGUAAAACAGCAUCAGCAUCUACCAAGACUACACCUGCCGAAGAAUCUACAAGUAAGAUACCACCAAGUGACCUUGGACGUGGUUUGGCAGCAUGUCUGGGUAGUUCAAGUGAACAGUCCAAUCAACCCAGCACAGGUCAACCUACAGACCUUCCGUCUUGUAAACAGCAGACCCAAGAGCUUGACAAAGUUGAGGAAUGUGUUCCAGCUGGAAAGACUACAUCUACAGCAGCAGAAACUCCAUCCCCAGUAUCUACAGCAACUAAACCUCCAGCAACAUCUACAGCAACUAUGUCUACAGCACCAGUUUCUGCAGCAACCACGUCCCCUGCAACAACAUCUACAGCAACUAAAUCUACAGCAACAGCAACAUCUUCAUCCCAGAUCUCCAAGCCAGGCCCGUCGCCUUCAUUGGUUGGAAAGGGAAGUCGCCAAGAGUCCCGCUAUUGUGAACCUUGUAAUGCUUUCUUCGCCAAUGAAGCGCAAUACAGGGCUCAUACUCGGGGAGUCAUCCAUGCCCGGCUUAUGCACACCAACGAUGUGCUGGAAACCUUCAAGCAGACAGCUGAACAAGCCCUUCAAAAUGAUUCUCACAGGAGUUCUGGGCCAAAUGUGAAACCAGCAACAGCAACAGCAACACAAUCUAAAGCAGCAACAGCAACACAAUCUAAAGCAGCAACAAAAGGGUCCUUGUCAAUAAAGGAUCCCAGCUUGGCAGCAAAGGAACCCCAGUCUGCAACAAAACAACAGUCAUCCCCAAAAGAAACACUGUCACCAACAAAACAACAACCACCAUUAAAACAACCCCAAUCAGCAGAAAAACAACAGCCACUGGCAAAACAACCUCAGUCAACAACAAAACAACAACAGUCACCAGCAACACAACCCCAGUCAACAACAAAACCACAGCCAUCAGCAAAACAACCUGUGUCAACAGAAACACAACAGUCACUGGCAAACCAACCUCAGUCGACAACAAAACAACAGCCCCAGUCAGGAUCCACACCGCCCCAGAAAGCUGCAGCAGCAGCAGCAACAUCCAUGCCACCAGCUUCUGCAGUUGGAGAGGGUGUCAAUGAUGAUGAAACAUUCUGUGUCACAUGCAAAAUAUCCUUUCAGGAUAAAGGGCAAUACAUACGCCACACCAAGGGCUUGAUGCACACACAGAAGCAGAUUGAGUUCGAAAAAAGCCGGGGAAGCACCAAGUAUGAUGACGCACCAGCUGAAGACACAAACAAGCCGUUUGCCUUUGGACAAGGGGGCAGGGGGUAUUCGGCAGCUGCAAAGGGGGUGUCAGCUGAUCAGGGACAAGGCAGGGGGAGUAGUGAUCAAGGCUGGGGGUCAGUGAACCAAGGAGAUGCAGAGAACAGAGGAGCGACAGGGAACCGAGGGGGGUCAGGGAACAGAGGAGGGUCAGGGAACAGAGUGGGGUCAGGGAUCAGAGGGGGUUCAGGGAUCAGAGGGGGGUCAGGUAACAGAGGGGGAUCAGGGAACAGAGGGGGGUUAGGGCACAGUGGAGAGUCGGGAUAUCUUAGCGGUUCAGUCUAUGGAACCGGGGGGUCAGGUAGUGGAGAAAGACCAAACUAUGGAGAAGAGUCAGUUUAUGGUCGGGGGGCAGACUACAGAGGUGGGUCAGACUAUGAGGGGGGGUCAAAGUAUGAAGGAGAAUCAGGUAAUGGUAGAGGGUCUGGCUCCAGAGGAGGGUCAGGAAGAAGAGGUGGGGUUACAGAAUAUGGUCAAGGGUCAGGAUUUGGUCGAGGGUCAGGAUUUGGUCGAGGGUCCGGAUAUGGUCGAGGGUCAGCAUUUGGUCGAGGGUCCGGAUAUGGAGUGUCACAGUAUGGGGGAGGUGCAAGAACUGAGGACUCUGCUGAGAUCUCAGGCUGCCAGGAUAGGAAUCAAGAAGAGGAACCGAUGAUCAUGGAACAUGACAGCCCUCAGCAGCAGGAUGCUUCGAGGUCGGCGAGGUACCUGAAGGAGGCUGGCAUCACAGACAAGAUGCUGGAGGAGGCCAACAUGACCUUUCCCAAGGUCAACCCUUCAGACAGAGAACUCCGCCCCGAUGAUGUUGGCAAAUGUCAGUUUCCAUCCGAGUUCACUUGCAAGCUGUGUGAUGCCAGAUGCACAUCGGCCGUCACCUUCCAGUCCCAUCUGUCUGGAUCAAAACACAAAAACAAUGUUGAAGCUGCUAAAAAAGGAACUAAGAUCAUCCUGAAAAGCAGGAAGAAAAUCCGUCCAAGCAUGAUAUCUUUGAAUCGAACAUCCAAGAUCGAGAAACUGUUUGAGUCAGUUACAGACUGUACUGUACUAGGACUGGAGUACCUGACAGAGUUCCAGAAGCUGGAUCCCAAAGCCGUCACAAUGUGUGUGUGCAACCUGUGUGAGGCCAAGUGUGACGAGAACACGGUGGUCUCCCACAUCAUUGGCCUCAAGCACAAGCUCAAGUACAUGAGAGAGAAGCACCCCGUAACCUACGAGCACUUCCGGAAGUUUGCGGGGAAGAAGUCUCAGCAAUCAGCAUUUGCAGAGGAGCUGGCCCGGGGUCUUGAGGCACAGGAUGGGAGGGGAGAGGUCAUCAUGAAGGUCGACCUGGAGCAGUAUGACUACGAGGAUGAAGAAGAAGCUGAACCUUCACAACACCCUCCUCAGCAUCCCCCCUUUUCUGAAGGUCAUUCAGAUCAAGGCCUAGGUUACACAGACAAAUCUUCAAGACCUGGAUAUGGAGGUCCAUCAAAACAUGAUGUGCGUCCAGCACAAGACACAGGAGUGUCAGAACAGCUGAAGAUGAGACUGAGGCAUCAGGUUAACAUCACUGCCAGGAGGUUUGGGGGAGAUGCAGAAGAUAGAGCACGGAAGAUGUUCUCUGGAGGAGCUGCAGAAGAGGCACAAGGAUGGGAAGGGACUGACAGCAGCUACCAAGAAAAGUCCAGACAGUAUGACCCUGACCCAUAUUCAACUGAUCCAUACUAUCAGUAUCAACGUAGUUAUGCACCAGAUGAUGACCCAAGCUGCUAUCAAGAAACUGACGACCAAGGUCAUGAUCACGAGACUGAUGACCAAGGUCAUUACGCACAGACUGACAGUCAAGGUCAUUAUCAACAGCUUGAUGACCAAGGUAACUACGCUCAAACAAACAAACAUCGGUACCAUCCACAGAGAGAGGAAUAUGGGCACUAUCCUCAAGAGGACCAAGGAAACUACCCCCGUUAUGAUGACAAAGGUAGCUAUCAUCGAACAGACAAACAACAGCACCAUCCACAGACAGAGGAACAUGGGCACCAUCCACGGAGAGAGGAACAUGAGCAAUAUCCAAGGAGAGAGGAACAAGGGCGCCAUCCACGGACAGUGGAACAAGGGCGCUAUCCACGGACAGUGGAACAUGGGCACCAUCCACGGACAGAGGAACAUGGGCACCAUCCACGGACAGAGGAACAGGGGCACUUCCCACUGAGAGAGGAACAUGGGCACCAUCCACGGACUGAGAAACAGGAGCACUAUCCAUGGACAGAGGAACAGGGAUGCAAUCCACGGACAGUGGAAUAUGGGCACCAUCCACGGACAGAGGAACAUGGGCACCAUCCAUGGACAGAGGAACAGGGGCACUAUCCACUGAGAGGGGAACAAGGGCGCCAUCCACAGACUGAGAAACAGGGGCACUAUCCACAGACAGAGGAACAGGGGCACCAUCCACGGACAGUGGAAUAUGGGCACCAUCCACAGACAGACAAACAGGGGGACUAUCAACGGGGAGAGGAACAGGGGCACUAUCCACAAACAGAGGUACAGGGGCACUAUCCACGAACAGAGGAACAGGGGCACUAUCCACAAACAGAGGAACAUGGGCACCGUCCACGGAGAGAGGAACAUGGGUACCAUCCACGAACAGAGGAACAUGGGCACCAUCCCUGGAGAGAGGAACAUGGGCACCAUCCACGGAGAGAGGAACAUGGACACCAUCCACGAACAGAGGAACAUGAGCACUAUCCACGGAGAGAGGAACAGGGGCGCCAUCCACAAACAGAGGAACAUGGGCACCAUCCACAGACAGAGGAACAUGAGCACUAUCCACGGAGAGAGGAACAGGGGCACUAUCCACUAUCCAGGGAUAAGCUUCAGAGAGCAAUUCCAAAGGCUGAGGAGAAGCUGAUGAGGAUGGAUCAGCCACAGUCUGCUGCUGAUGUCACCCAGGCAGCUCCAGGGAUGGGUGACGCUACAGCAGCAGUUGGUGGUCAGAUUGGAGAAAUGCUGCAAACUCUGUCCAGCUCAAUGAUCUCCACAGAAGAUGAGGCUGCUGUGGCACUCCAGGUGUCCAACGCCUUGACCCAGGCUCUGCUGUCCUUCCGCCUCCGUAGCAACGCCGGAGAGGUCAGUGAGAUGAUCAAGUCUGUCCAGAAAUUGACCCCCCAGGGACAGAUGCAAGUCAGCUCUCCUGGCUCGGCAUCAUCAUCACACAGCCCCAGUGCCAUCAAUAUUACACAAAGGUCUGCUUCUUUCAAACUAGGCAAGCGACCAGCAGUCAGCACAAACUCACCACACAGUGACCUUCAAGAUGUUCCAGCACCAAAUCAGAACCUGUUUCAAGGUGUUCCACCACCAAACCAGAACAUACUUCAAGGUGUUCCACCUUUAAAUCAGAAUCUGUUUCAAGGUGUUCCACCACAAGACCAGAACAUAUUUCAAGGUGUUCCACCUCCAAAUCAGAACAUGUUUCAAGGUGUACCAUCACCAGACCAGAACAUAUUUCAAGGUGUUCCACUUCCAAAUCAGAACAUAUUUCAAGGUGUACCAUCACCAGACCAGAACAUAUUUCAAGGUGUUCCACCUCCAAACCAGAACAUAUUUCAAGGUGUACCAUCACCAGACCAGAACUUAUUUCGAGGUGUUCCACCGCCUGAACAGAACGUAUCCCAUGGUGUAUCCCAAAGUAGCCCCUUGGCAGCUGCAUCUUUUCUUCCUGCUCCCUCAAAGACGAACACCUCUGGAAUGUUCAAUCUGACUUCGGACAGCACCCCCAAAGAUUCCACACAAUUCAUGGAUUACAGUUCGGCCCCUGCCACCCACGCUAGUGCUCUGUACCCUCAGGCUAGUGCCCUGUACCCCCAGGGGUCUGUAAUGUCUUACCCCAGCCAUGCCCCUCGGGGCACUGGGCAGCCAGAUUACAACUCAGGGAACACAUUUUACAACUUUCAACCCCCUCUUCCAAAUUACGAACCUCCGAAACCGCCACCACCCCCUCCUAUGUGAGAUGAGUGACUUCCCUGAUCCUACGAUGAGGAAGUCCAGCGAUUAUCCAUCAAAGUGAGAUAGGCAGGAUGUGGAGAAAACUAUUGUGAAGGGGAUGUCUAAGGAAGUUAGGCCUUGGUUUACAGGUGCGCCGGCCACAAUACUGGGAAUACGGAGGUGAAAUAUAAAUAAUUAUUUUGUUAUUCAUAAAAUCAUUUUUUGAAAAAUAUUUUUGUCACCACCACCGUGAAAUAUGUUUAUAUGAAAUUAAUAAAUGAUGGAAUCUUGCAACAUGGUAACAAGAUGAGUUUCCCAUCAGAACUUCCUCACUUCUGCAGUGAUGACAAUGCAAUGUUGGCAGUGAGGGUAGUAACUCAACCACCUCCGGGUACCUUGCACUGUCAUGUCAUAAUUGGGGCUGUAGGGUAGCCUAGUGGUUAAAGCCAUCGUCACAUUAAUGGCCCAGGUUCGAUUCCCCACAUGGGCACAAUGUAUGAAGCCCAUUUCUGGUGUCCCCCACUGCUAUAUUGCCUGAUUAUUGCUAAAAGCUGCGUAAAAACUUACUCAUGUCAUAAUUAUUAUAUUUUUCUCUUUUCUAUUUCUACCAAACUGAUUAUUUUUGGGGGGGAAUCUGUAAACCAAACUGAAAAAACGGCCUUAGGAUAGUUGAGUACCCUGAUGAUAAAAGGUUAUGCUGAACAUGUUACUGAAUAUUUAUCAUGAUGAUGACAUGAGAUUGUGUCAUCUUUAAUUUGGAGGAGUGGAUAGUGCAUGUUCAUCAGUUAUGGCAUGAGAGGGCCAUCGGCCAUCAGUUAUGGCAUGAGAGGGCCAUCAGUUAUGGCAUGAGAGGGCCAUCAGUUAUGGCAUGAGAGGGCCUGCAUCAUGUCGGAAUGUUUGCUCCAUCUGUAUAUAACGCAAUAACGCAUGGAUGAUAACAAGGAUGUGUGAAAUUGAAUGGAGGAUAAUUUUGAUGUGGUAAUUGUGGAAUGAUGUCAGUUUCAAUAUUCUAUAUUGUACAAAUUAACUGUUGUAGCAGGGCUCCAGGUACCAUUUUAGCCCAUGUGUAUUUGCUCACGUGUUAUACAUUGAGUAUUGAUAGUUUUCUUUGAAUAGUUGAAAAGGAUACAUUUUACAAUGGGUAAGUACACAGUGUUAUACUGUUGUUGUUUUUUAAGAGUUCUAAGCAAACUACUUAAAAUGAAAACCUGUGAAGAUCCAGGUUAGAAUAGGUCUUCAGCAACCCGCCCUUAAGUAAAAAGACAACUAUGCUUGUCACAACGUGACUAAGGGGAUCGUGUGGUCAGACUUGCUGACUAGGUUGAUGCAUGUCAUCAAUCCCAAUUGCGUAGAUUGAUCCUCAUAAUGUCAAUUACUGGAUUGUCUGGUCCAGACUCCAGACUUAUUUACAGACCACCAUCAUAUAGCUCUGUGUGGAGUGUAACAACAGACAAAACUUAAAAUGAAUAGGGUAGUUGUGAUACAUUUUGAUUCUUUUACGCAAAUAUGUAGCUUACCUGGAUCUCUGUUGUAUUUAAGUUUCAGUGCAUGAACUAGUCAUUUGUCUGUCAGUCGGUAUGGAGUGUCAAAGGUACAGAUGUUACAAGGUGUUGGCCCUGUCAGAAUAAACCAGCCUUGUGUAUCAAUACUUGAUGCUUCAGUCAAUAUAUGUAUUCCUAUAUUUAAUUUGGGUCAUUUUUUCAUGUAAUUCUCGAUGUUCCAUGUCGCUGGCGGACAAAGGUUGUUGCUGGUUGUCUCAUUCACACAACUGGUUAAUUUUGUCUGUGUCAUUCAAUCACAUUUGGCCUGGUCAUAGUUGUAUUUCAUUUGUUUUAGGCCUUGUCAUUGCUGGCUGACAUUGUGUAUCUUAUCAUUAAAAGCAGCAUCAUCCCGUGAAGAUCUGGGAUAGAAUUUUCUAAAGGUCUUCAGCAACCCAUGCUUAACUUGCCGUAAAAGGCGACAACUAACGGGAUCGGUUGGUCAGGCUCACUGACUUUGUCAUUGAAUGUCAUCGCAUCCUAAUUGCAUGGAUCGAUGUUCAUGAUGUUUUUAAUCACUGGAUUGUCUGGUCCAGACUUGAUUAUUUACAGAUAGCCGUCAUGCAGCUGGAAUAUUCCUAGGUGCGGCGUUAAACACCAAAUAAACAAACAUUAGUUGGGUAAAAGAACACACUAUCAUACAUUUUUUAAAGCUAUAUUUUAUUUUUGUGCAACAUAGUUGCUAUUCCACUGGACAGUCAUAGCACUGAGAUUGGUGUGUGGAUCAAGUUCGUCAACAGAACAGUCUUGGCGCUGUGACUGUUCAGUCAGGUUUAUGGAGGUGUAAAUAUUUGUGUAAAACUGUUGUUGACAGUGUAUUACGUGAUAGGUACAAAAUGAUUCUAUUGUUUUCUCAUUGUGUAUAUAAAUGGCAAAAAAUAAAAAGCUUAAACAUC